Gorilla gorilla gorilla (western lowland gorilla) is the source of this 4000-nucleotide messenger RNA. It is a transcript of the gene FAM163B, whose product is annotated as family with sequence similarity 163 member B. Bases 1526 to 2026 code for a protein of 166 amino acids. NCBI's taxonomy places the organism in Eukaryota, Metazoa, Chordata, Mammalia, Primates, Hominidae. The record is from RefSeq and is a predicted model, not a curated record. The transcript is spliced from 3 exons.
GAGGCCGGCUGGCCCAGCCUGGGGUGCACGUCCAUCCCAAACCCAAUAAACUGUGGCCGAAAGGACAGCAGCAGAGGGCUCAGAAGUGGCCACCAGCCUCUUGGCUCAGGGCACAAAGAAGAGGGCCAUGGCUGGGCCAGCACCCCCAAACCUGGUAUCAGCACAGUGUGUGCUUCCCCAAAGGAGCUGUGGCAUUCAAGGCAUUCAUGUGGAGGAGACAUGGGGCUCAGCAGUCGGGGUAGGGUGGCAGGGGCCCCAAGGUGGAUGGUAGCAGCGGAUCCAGCCCUGACCUGACCCAGAUCCCUCAUCUUACUGGUGCUGGGGCCUGGGCGGGUCAUUUCUCUCCAGGCCUCGGUUUGCUCCCUAGUGGGAUCGUUUGAACAUCAAAAAGAAUCAUGACUGCAGUGGACUGAAACGCAUCAAAUAUAUUUUCAAAAAUCAGUGAGAUUGCACUGGGCAAGUUUCCACGUAGAAAGGCAAGCUGGGGCAGACAACAGGCUGGGACCAAUAGGGACGCGGGGCCUGCAAAGGGGGCAGGGUCACUUUUGGUUCACUGAGAGGUGUGGAUCUGGGCUGGCCUGUUCUCCGUCCUCUCGGCACACACACAGCCACAAACCUCAGGGCACCAGCUCAUUCUGAUCCCUGUUAAAGGGAGGAACGGAACCUCUGAGCCUUCCCUCUGCAGGCCGCAUGCUAGGGUAACCACACAGAUGAUAAAGGCAUGUGCUUUAGAGCUUUUUCAAGAAGAACUGGAGCUCAUAAACGUGGAAAGAAGGAUAACAUUUGGAAAGUCACUACUUUGUAACUCCUAGUGAAGUAACAGAUGCAGGUCAUGCACUGGAUGCUGCAGCAAUGGCCUGGGAGACCCCCCGGAAUCUGGCAAUGGGAGAACUGGCGGAGAGCAGCUGCAGUCAUUAGCUGAUUGUGACGUCAAGAUGAGGGGGACAGCAGACAUCAGGCCCCUGGGAGUGAUGCAACAGGAAGCCAGUUUAGAGGAGAAACACUGAUAAAGGAGCAUGUUCAAUGCCAUGCGAGGAAUCCCAGCCAGCUCCAGUGCCUGGAAAAUUCCGUCAGAUAAACAACCCAGUUUCUCCAAUAAACAACAUGGGGGUGCGGGGCGUGAAUGGGUUUUGAGCUGUUCUAGAGCAAAAGGAGCCAAAAGCAAGUACAUCCUGAUUUGAACUAACCAACCGUAAAAAAGGCAUUUCAGAGACGACAGGAGAAAGCUAAACGUAGGCUGGGUAAUUUUUUAAAAAUCCUCCUCCGUCAGAUGCUGCACUGGAGUAUUUAUGGGUGAAGUGAUAUGCUCUGUGAUUUCCUUUAAAAUACUCCAAUCUCUUCCUCCACCCCAUACCCCAGCAAGAAAAAAAAAAAAAUGAGGCUUGGGAAAUUGAGGAAGGGAAGUGGUGCCAGCUCCCACUGCUCUGUGAGAGGUGAUUGUGAAGAAUUCAGGAAUUUUGUAAGCCGCUUGUCAAACCUUGCUUGAACUGAAACUGGCCAUGGCUGUUGAUGGAGAAGGGGGCGGAUGACAGCCGGGACCGUGGUCAUCACCGGGGGCAUCUUGGCGACUGUGAUUUUGCUCUGCAUCAUCGCUGUUCUGUGCUACUGCCGGCUCCAGUACUACUGCUGCAAGAAGGACGAGUCGGAGGAGGACGAGGAGGAACCAGACUUCGCCGUUCACUCGCACCUGCCCCCGCUGCACUCCAACCGCAACCUGGUGCUGACCAACGGGCCGGCGCUCUACCCCACCGCCUCCACCUCUUUCAGCCAGAAGUCCCCGCAGGCCCGCGCCCUCUGCCGCAGCUGCUCCCACUGCGAGCCCCCCACCUUCUUCCUGCAGGAGCCGCCGGAGGAGGAAGAGGACGUGCUGAACGGCGGGGAGCGCGUGCUCUACAAGAGCGUGAGCCAGGAGGACGUGGAGCUGCCCCCGGGGGGCUUCGGGGGCCUGCAGGCGCUCAACCCGAACCGCCUCUCAGCCAUGCGGGAGGCCUUCGCCAGGAGCCGCAGCAUCAGCACCGACGUGUGACCUGGGCCCGCCCCCAGGAUCCUGGCCUUGAAGGUCCUGAGACAAUGGGGGGAUUCCUGUGGCACGUCCACCUGGCCCCAGGCCCCAAGUGGGGCUUGGCUGAGCCCUCCUGGAAUCCCUGUCCUCAGGGGAGGCCCAGGCUUGGGGAGCCCCCAGGCUCGUGGCAGGGAUAAGGCUCAUUGAACAAAAAUGUGUCCUGGGGGGAGGCACAGCUGGGGCCUGGGGCUAGAAGGACCAGGUGACCAUACAGCCGGCUGGGCAUGCACCAGGGCUCUCAGGCAUAGAGGCCACUGUUACUCCUGAUGAUUCUGUCUCAGACCCAACAACCUGGCCUUCCCAGGAGGUCUCCAUGUGUCACCCCCUCCCUGGGUCUCACCCUUCUCACCUGCUCAAGGAAGGGAUGACCUCAGUGAGGCCCAGGGCCCUGCAGCAAGGCCCUCCCUGGCAAUUGCAGACCAAGGAUUCUGCUCCUCCACCUUGAACUCCGGCCUCUUUCUCUCCAUUUUUCCCUCUCUCUCCCCUACCCGUGUCUCCCUCUCUCUCCCCUACCCGUCUCUCCCUCUCUCUCACACACACACUCUUCCGGGUUCAAGUGCCAAGCGUCUGCCUAGGCUGAGACACGUGCUGAGCUCCCUGAAGAUGGACCGGCUGCCCCCUAGAAGGGAGACUUUCAGGGGCAUCAGGGCCCUUGGGAUGCUCCGCCCUGACCAGCUUUUUGGUAGCCGAGGGAGGCACGGGGAGAGGGAGAGGCCAUGUCGCAGUCCCCCUGCCGUGGGAGAGGCAACGCGGAAAUGUAUAGACCCAGUGCUCAGCCAGAAACAGGGCCAGCAAGCGGCAGUGCACGGAGGCAGCCCGGGGCUCGUCAGGGUGGGCAGAGCCAUGGCCCAGGGCUUGAAAACCCCCGAGUUCCCCGUGAGACUUGGCUGGCCCUUCCCACCCCUGGGCCUCAGUCUCCCCAUCUUGUGUGAUGAGGAGAGACCCUGAGGACAGAGGUCUUCAGGCUGUGGGUCUCAACAGGAACUGAGAUCCCCAAGGGAGAGAGAGCUGCAGGUCCCCUCCCCUACCUGCUUCUCAGCAGGACCUAGGAGGCCUGGCCCAGCUCCUGGUGGACCCCAAGCAGCCAGAGCCUACUGCUGCCAUCUGAAGACCUCAUCUGAGCCCACUCUCCACCAAGCGCCCACACAGGCCGAGGUCUCCUGGGAAUUCUCACCCGCUCUCCUGCUGCUAAGGAAAUGACGUCAAUGGCUACCCCAGAGAAAUGCCCCAGCUCCCAUGACACCAGCCAUCAGGAAGGCAGCUCUUCCUCACCCAGAAAGAGGCAAUUAUUUCCUCUCAGCAGCCUGGCCCCAGGAGCCCCCUUCCCUCUCUGGGGCUCUGCCUCUCCUUCUGGGCCCUGCCAUGGAGCCCCAGGGCCGGGGCAGCCCCUCUCUGCCCAGGGAAGGCACCGUCCUCAAAGACGAGGCUUGGCCGGGCAGUGGCCUUCCCUGAGCGGAGGGGUGGCUUGAGCAGGACACUUCUUGCCCUUACUCAAAAACGAAAUCGCCAGUUUCCAGAGGCAUCGGGGGAACGGCUGGCAAAGACACAAUCGUUAUGUUCUCAAUUGUUUUCCUCCUCUUACUUUCUCUCCUGCCUGGUUUGGACAGGCCAGUGGCAUUUGCCCUUGAGGUCCCUUGCAGCCCCGGCCCCCCGGGCCCGCCCACACCUCUGGCUUCCUCUGUGCAUCCUGUGAAGUCUGUUUCUGAUGCAUUGGCGUGGGGGGUGGGCUGGGUGGGGUGGGGAUGAGGGCCCGGUCCUCAUGAUUCCAUUUCCCAAUUCCUUUCUGGUCUCCAUCCUCUCUGUAGAUAUGUAGAUCUCUUUGAAACGAAGUAAGCACCCAUCCCUCCCAGCUCACUCGGCUCCACCGUGGGGACCUGCUAGGGGAGCCGCUGGCUCCCUGAGGAAAGUGAAAGCCAAUAAAACAUCUCCCACACUCUC